Molecule: messenger RNA, 2894 nt
Organism: Equus quagga
Lineage: Eukaryota; Metazoa; Chordata; Mammalia; Perissodactyla; Equidae
Gene: CASP14
Product: caspase 14
Exons: 7
Coding region: 265-993 (242 amino acids)
Biological process (GO): proteolysis
Molecular function (GO): cysteine-type endopeptidase activity
Source: RefSeq, a predicted model, not a curated record
AGGUUUCUCAAGUGACAGAAAACUUGCUGGAAAUAAAGGGCCAGAUGGCUGUGCUGCCCAAUUCAUAGACAGGCCUCUCGGGGGAAACCUGGGAUGGUCCCACACUGUCAGCCUCUUCUCUGAGGUCAGCAGGUGGGCCUGACCCCUCCUCAGUGCCUGUUGGCAACGAGGAGAGUGACAAGACUCGGCCUGGCUUUAGGGAGCAGCUGGUUCUGGAGCCGGAUCAGCCAACGGUGCUGAAAGCCACUCAGAGUCAGAGGAAACAUGAGCAAUCCUCGGCCCUUGGAAGAGGAGGCAUACGACAUGUCAGGCGCCCGCUUGGCCCUGACGCUGUGCGUCACCAAAGCCCGGGAAGGUUCAGAGGCGGACCUGGAUGCCCUGGAGCGCAUGUUCCAGCAGCUGGGGUUUGAGAGCACCAUGAAGAGGGACCCCACCGCCCAGCAAUUUCAGGAAGAACUGGAAAAAUUCCAGCAGGCCAUGGAUGCCCGGGAAGACCUCGUGAGCUGUGCUUUUGUGGUGCUCAUGGCACACGGGGUGGAAGGUCGUCUCAAAGGGGAGGACGAGCAGAUGGUUGAGCUGGAGAGCCUCUUCCAGGUUCUGAACAACAAGAAUUGCCAAGCCCUGAAAGCCAGGCCCAAGGUGUACAUCGUGCAGGCCUGUCGAGGAGAACAAAGGGACCCUGGUGAAACAGUAGGCUCAGAUGGCAUCAUGAUGAUCGCAAAAGACAGUCCCGAAACCAUCCCAACGUACACAGACACACUCCACAUCUACUCCACCGUGGAGGGGUACAUCGCCUACAGACAUGACAAGGAGGGCUCCUGCUUCAUCCAGACACUGGUUGAUGUGUUCACAGAGAGGAGAGGCCCCAUCCUGGAGCUGCUGACGGAGGUGACCCGGCGGAUGGCUGAGGCAGAGCUGGUUCAGGAAGGAAGAACGAGGAAAGUGAACCCCGAAAUCCAAAGCACCCUUCGGAAACGGCUUUAUCUGCAGUAGAAGUAGAAAGGGUAGCAGGGGCUCUCUUUCAGGUCCUCUGUCUGCCCCACAGAUAUUUAGAGGCAGCUUUCACCACUUUCCCAAAAUUUUCUUUCCCCAAGGCCAAAUGGCACCAGCCCCUCUUUCAUCACAUCCCUCAUGCAGGCCCUCCUCCAAUCCAUUCCUGUCCUUCUCAGAACAAGCCAGGUAAAACUGAGCACAAGGCAUGGUGGUAACAUUAACAGCACCUCCCUCAGGCUGGAAUCUCUACCUCUAUCAAUGCAACCUAAGAGCCUAUUCACUUACCCUAAUUUCUGCUCCUAUUUUCAGCUGACAACCUCUGCUUUCUCCCAUGAAUCAUACCUAUGCAAAUGUAACUGCACAAGGCUCAAGACUUUCCAUCGAUAAACCAAUGCCCACUCACCACCUCCCACCCCAACCAAACCCUGGCUGGCUCCUGAGUCUCACCCAGAGUUGUAAUGUCCUCCUGAGAACCACAUCCAUCCCCCUCUCCCAGAGACUCCCUUCCAACCCUGGAAAUUCAGUAAGACAAAAAUUGUUCUCUCGCCAAGAUCCUUCUUCCUUGGCUUAGCACGCUGGUGCCUUGACACAAUUCUCCUUCUAGCUCAUGGGAUUUCUCUGGCUAACGGAGCUGCCUCCUCCAUUUCUGGGUCUCUCCCUCCCAAUUAAUGCCAUGCACACACACACACACUGCACUCUGCUCUCUCUCCAAGAAAAUCCAUCUGCUCAUUCGUUCUCACGGUUUCAACUUUCAACCACCGAAUCAGAGUACAUUGGAGCUAUGGCAAAUCCCCUAGUGUCACCUGCUAUAUUUCAGACAGUGUGAUAGAGGCCCAGAGAGGUUAAAUGGCUUGUCAAACGCCAUACAGUGAGUCCAGGUCUGGCUUCCAAUCCAGCUCCCUUGCCCCUGCCGGCUAAGCCUUGACCCAUCAGACAACUUUUCUGAUUAGAGGAACUGCCUGAUAAAAGUUCUCCCUACCUUAGAGGUAGAAGGUCCCUGGAAGACUCUUAAGGAUCUGUGAUAACCAGCAGUCAAGGUUGCCUCGCUGGGAUUUCGGCACUGGGCUGGAAUUUGGAGCAGAUGCACUGCCUUCCGAGUCUCUGAUGCACGUCUCCCCAUCUCCAGCCCUGACCUUUCCCAGUCAAAUAGCCUGUGGGCAGAUCUGCCAUCAUUGAAAAUUCAUGGCUAAAGAGGAGUCCUUCCUUGCAGGCCCCUCCUCCAAGUGUUCCCUGACACUCUGGACCUCAGACCCUAGGUUCAGAAUUUCGUAGUUUUCUAUGACUUUCCUCUUUUUCCAUCUUCAUAUGCCACUAACCACCACAACCAGCCCAGCCUGACUUUGAAACAGUUUUCAUAUCUGUCUUCUCAUCUCUUACACGUCGCUCUUCAGGCUCAAGUCCCAUCCUCUCACGUCUGGGUCUUUGCACCUGCUGCCUUCCUUGCCUCUCUGCCCAUCUCAUCCCUCAUCUACUCUCCACACCAUCAACAAGUCUCGAUCUUCCUAGAACACUCAGGAAGACACAGCAGCACCCCACUAUUUACAGACCAAGGUCAAACUUCACAUCCUGAUUUCUCACACCCUUACAAUUCCAUCUCCUACCAGCCAUCAGCUAAAUUCAUUCCCCAUCUCCCGCUCCGUGAAUUCACUCUUCCAACAGAAAUAAUGUCCUCAUACUCAUCCUCCCUUUGCCAAGCUAGAGUCCCUUCUGUCUCCCUUCACCCCUUUCCACUACGUCCCACCUCUACUUAUUCCGGAGAGCCACUCCCAAUAUUCUUUCUAGUUGAUUCCACUCUCUGGCCCAGGAUGAGACACUGACGAUUGCAGUUUCUUAAGGGCAGGGGGCAAGUCUUUGAUGAACAUAAUGGGUGUUCAAUAAACAGUUGUCAAAGUUUAAAAAUA